Messenger RNA from Fusarium graminearum PH-1, 357 nucleotides. RefSeq lists its product as uncharacterized. The coding region runs from base 1 to 357 and encodes 118 amino acids. The transcript has a single exon. NCBI's taxonomy places the organism in Eukaryota, Fungi, Ascomycota, Sordariomycetes, Hypocreales, Nectriaceae. The record is from RefSeq and is a predicted model, not a curated record.
AUGGUCUUCGCAACGAUCAACGUUCUUCUAGACGUCCCGCCAGACCCUACCUCGAAACCUUGCAGACCACACGAAAGGCUCAAGCGAAAACUGCUAUUUCAAUUCAGCCUUAAAGCAUUCGUAUCGCGUCAGCUCGAUUAUCCGGUUCUCGGGAUCGUAUGGUAUUGGCCUGUAGAAACUGCGGAGCACCUGGUUGAUGGUUGUGUUAGCAAGAUAUGUGUUACGUUGUCAGGUCUCAGGGUCGAGAGAAACGGCGGAAAAGUUUACACCAAAAACCGCCGAUCUCCCACCCAGAUCAUUCCGCUGUUUGUUUCUCGGCAGGGCAGUGUGCUUAAGGGUGACAGAGAGAUAGUAUAA